This is a messenger RNA of Pelmatolapia mariae (spotted tilapia), 1050 nucleotides long. Its product is annotated as claudin-4-like. Gene Ontology annotation, molecular function: structural molecule activity. Bases 1 to 1050 code for a protein of 349 amino acids. The transcript has 2 exons. Lineage: Eukaryota; Metazoa; Chordata; Actinopteri; Cichliformes; Cichlidae. Gene Ontology annotation, cellular component: plasma membrane; bicellular tight junction. Gene Ontology annotation, biological process: bicellular tight junction assembly; cell adhesion. The record is from RefSeq and is a predicted model, not a curated record.
AUGGUUUCAGCUGGCUUUCAGAUGCUGGGCACUGCCCUGUGCAUUAUUGGAUGGAUUGGGGUCAUUGUUAUCUGUGCUUUACCUCAGUGGAGAGUUUCAGCCUUCAUUGGCCAGAACAUUGUCACAGCUCAAACUAUAUGGGAAGGCAUCUGGAUGAGCUGUAUAGUCCAGAGCACAGGCCAGAUGCAGUGCAAGGUUUAUGAUUCAAUGCUGGCCCUUUCUUCAGACCUCCAGGCUGCUCGAGCCCUUACUAUCAUUGCCAUCUUGCUUGGUAUCAUUGGCAUCCUACUGGCUAUGGCUGGAGGGAAGUGCACCAACUGUGUGGAGGAUGAGAGCUCAAAAUCCAAAAUUGGCAUUGCAGCUGGGGUGGUCUUCAUCAUUGCAGGUGUUUUGUGCCUUGUCCCAGUGUGCUGGACAGCAAACACCGUCAUACAGGAAUUCUACAAUCCAAUGUACAAUGCUUCUCAGAAGAGGGAACUGGGAGCUUCUCUGUUCAUUGGCUGGGGAGCAGGAGGCCUCCUCAUCAUCGGUGGUGCAUUCCUCUGUGCCAACUGUCCUCCCAAGGAUAACUACUCUGCCAAGUACUCAGCUCCCCGUUCAUCUGCUCCAGUGUAUGACUCGAUGCUGGCUUUGGAAUCUGACCUACAGGCUGCUCGUGCCAUGAUUAUCAUCGCAAUCCUUGUUGGAGUCUUUGGACUGAUCUUGUCAGUUGCUGGUGGAAAAUGUACUAACUGCAUCGAAGAGGAGCGAUCCAAAGCAAAAGUUUGCAUCUGUUCUGGAGUUCUGUUCAUCAUCUCGGGAUUUCUCUGUCUCAUUCCAGUCUGUUGGUCUGCCAACACCGUCAUCACCAAUUUCUAUAACCCAAUGAUGAUGAAUUUCCAGAGAUAUGAGCUGGGAUCUGCACUGUAUAUUGGCUGGGCCGCUACUGGGUUGCUCUUAAUGGGAGGGGGGCUCCUGUGCUGGAACUGCCCACCUAAAUCUGAGCGCCGCCACUAUGUGCCUAAAUAUGCACCUACAAAGUCAGUCUCCACAUCAAGAGAAUAUGUUUAA